Molecule: messenger RNA, 1404 nt
Organism: Indicator indicator
Lineage: Eukaryota; Metazoa; Chordata; Aves; Piciformes; Indicatoridae
Gene: CHST7
Product: carbohydrate sulfotransferase 7
Exons: 1
Coding region: 1-1404 (467 amino acids)
Biological process (GO): carbohydrate metabolic process; N-acetylglucosamine metabolic process
Cellular component (GO): Golgi membrane
Molecular function (GO): chondroitin 6-sulfotransferase activity; N-acetylglucosamine 6-O-sulfotransferase activity
Source: RefSeq, a predicted model, not a curated record
AUGAAGGGCCGCCGACGGUGGCGGUGGCGGGGGGAGCACCGCCGCUUCGCCGCGGUGCUGGUGCUGUACACGCUGCUGCUGCUUCUGCUAGUGCCCUACGCGCUGGACUACGGGGCCAGGCGGAGCCGGGCAGAAGAAGAGCCGCUGCUGCGGCGCUGUCCUAGCCUGGAGGAGGCGCUGAGCGAGUGGGGCUGGGAGCAGCAGCAGUCACCGCUGGACGACGAGCAGGAGGAUGAGGAGAGCACGCCCGGAGCUGCGAGUAACGGCAGCGCGGUGCGGAAGCGGCACAUCUACCUGCACGCUACCUGGCGCACGGGCUCCUCCUUUCUGGGGGAGCUCUUCAAUCAGCAUCCCGACGUGUUCUACCUCUACGAGCCCAUGUGGCACCUGUGGCAGGCCCUCUACCCCGGGGACGCGCUGAGCCUGCAGGGCGCCCUCCGCGACAUGCUGCGUGCCCUCUUCCGAUGCGACUUCUCCGUCCUGCGCCUCUACGCCGCCCCGCCCGGCCCCCGCGACCCGCUGGCUCCCGCCCCGCCCGCCGCCCCCAACCUCACCACGGCCAGCAUCUUCGGCUGGCGGACCAACAAGGUGAUCUGCUCGCCGCCGCUCUGCCCCGCCGCCCCGCGGCCCCGCCAGGAGAUCGGCCUCGUCGACGGCGCCGCCUGCGAGGAGACGUGCCCUCCGCGGGCGCUGCGGGAGCUGGAAGCCGAGUGCCGCAAGUACCCUGUGGUGGUCAUCAAGGACGUGCGGCUGCUGGAGCUGGGCGCCCUGCUGCCGCUGCUGCGGGAGCCCGGCCUCAACCUGCGGGUGGUGCAGCUCUUCCGCGACCCCCGCGCCGUUCACAACUCCCGCCUGAAGGCACGGCAGGCGCUGCUGCGGGAGAGCAUCCAGGUGCUGCGGAGCCGCCACCGCGCCGAGCCGCGGGGACCAAGCCGCCAGCAGCAGCAGCAGCUCCUGCUGCCACCCGGCCUGCUGGGCGGCGGGCGGGCGCCGCAGCCGCAGCACCGCGCUGAGUUCUUCCUCGGCGGUGCCCUAGAGGUGAUCUGCCAGGCCUGGCUCCGUGACCUCCUCCUGGCGCGCCGCGCCCCGGCCUGGCUCCGCCGCCGCUACACGCAGCUCCGCUACGAGGACCUGGUGCGGGAGCCCCGCGCCCAGCUGCGCCGCCUGCUGCGCUUCGCCGGGCUGCCGGUGCCGCCCGCACUGGAGUCCUUCGUGCACAACAUGACCCGCGGCGCCGCCUAUUCUUCCGACCGGCCCUUCCUCAUCUCCGCCCGCGACGCGCGGGAGGCAAUCCACGCCUGGCGGGAGCGCCUUAGCCGGCAGCAGGUGCGGCAGGUGGAGGCCGCCUGCGGCGAGGCCAUGAGCCUCCUCUCCUACCCCCUCAGUGGCGGCGACGCCCGGUAG